Syngnathus acus (greater pipefish) is the source of this 2759-nucleotide messenger RNA. It is a transcript of the gene coch, whose product is annotated as coagulation factor C homolog, cochlin (Limulus polyphemus). The transcript has 14 exons. The coding region runs from base 516 to 2195 and encodes 559 amino acids. The record is from RefSeq and is a predicted model, not a curated record. Lineage: Eukaryota; Metazoa; Chordata; Actinopteri; Syngnathiformes; Syngnathidae.
GGGGAGCUCUUGCACAAAUGAGGAGUGAACAGCAAGGUCUAAUGAAAAGCAGGAGCGUGGCUGGCUGCAUCGUCUUUAGCCUCAUUUCACUUCCCUUUUUUUCCAGACAAAGCAAGACAUUAAUCAAAGAAGCGUGCAGUUUGACCCUUUGACCUAGCUGACUGCCAAUCUCGAAUCACCCCGAGCUUAAAAAAGGAUUCGGGCAAUUCUGCCAUUGGGCGAACAAAAUGUAGCCCAAAAUAUGACAAGUUGGAAGCUGAUAUGCUUUCUCUUCUCUUUUGACUUAAUGUUUUUCUUUCCACUUGGACUUGAAAGAGUUGAGGUGAAAAGCUCGAGUUGUUGUUUUCCCGUCGUGACUCGUCAGAGGGCGCCGCUGCCUCCACGCCCAUGGAGCGCGUGCACGCGAUCGUAUUUAAAGGCUCCGGUCAGCCGCUCUUGUUCAAUUUCUUCAUCCUCAUCCAGGAUUUCGGAUUUGCUUGGAUUCCAACCUAGGCGGCGGCGGCGUCGGUGCGCUCAUGUCUGCGCUCCUUUUCAGCGGUGUACUCUUCCUGGUGUCAUGGCGGUCCUGCGAAAGCUCGGCAGCGCGUGCGCUUACCUGCGGCACCCGUGCCGCCGACCUAGACCCGACGGCGAUGGUGGGCGGCAUCCCGCUGCGGUGCCCGCCCCACUGUGCGCAACGCAGACUCUCUGUCUUCGGCACCACCGUGUACGCCGCCGUCUCAUCCAUUUGCGGCGCUGCGCUGCACAGCAGCGCUGUGGGACACACCGGUGGCGAGGUUCUGCUCAGCCGUCUGCCAGGACAGCAGCACUAUGUGGGCACCCUGGCCAAUGGUGUCCAGUCGCAGGCCCUGUCGCGCUGGAGCGCCUCCUUUACCCUCCAAGGGCUCCAGGACCAAAGACCGCAGGAGCUAAUCCGGGACUCGGGCACCAAUUCCAGGCCAGCCAAGAAAGCCGCCAAGAAGAUGUCUGUGAAAAAAGUUGGAAAUAAAGACUGUCAGAUGGACAUUGGGCUGGUGAUUGACAGCAGCUCCAAUUUGGGGCAGCGGCGCUUCAACCUCCAAAAGAACUUUGUCGCCAAGCUGGUGGCCAUGUUGAAAGUUGGAGUCGACGGACCCCAUGUGGGCCUCGUUCAGGCCAGUGACCUUCCUAGGACAGAAUUCCUGCUCAGCAACUACACACAACCCAAAGAGCUUCAGUUUGCCAUCAAGGCGCUUGCACACCUGGGAGGGAACACCAACACAGCCGCGUGUUUGUGUGGCACUCCCGCAGGCAAGGCCAUCACGCACACGGCAGAGAUGCUGUUCACGCAGCGGAGCGGCGCCAGACGCGGUCGCCCUCGCGUCAUGCUUGUGCUGAUCGACGGCUGGCCGUCAGACGAGCUGCAGCCGGCAGCGACGGCAGCCCGCCACGCGGGCAUCAAUGUCUUCCUGGCCACCGUCACCCAGCCCACGGCCGACGAGCUUCCCACCGUGCCUGAUCGCGACUUUGCCAAGAAGGCGGUGUGCAAAGACAACGGCUUCUUCAGCUACCAGAUGUCCAGCUGGUUUGGUACCACCAAACACGUCAAACCUCUGGCGCAGAGACUCUGUUCGCCGGACGGCCUUCUGUGCAGUAUGCGAUUUGAUGGUCGUACGUGUUAUAAUUCGGUCAACGUGGGCUUCUUGAUCGACGGCUCCUCCAGCGUGGGUGAUCCCAACUUCCGCACGCUCCUGGACUUUUUGGCGGCCAUCGCCACCAAGUUUGACAUCUCCGAUAUGGGUGCUCGCGUGGGCGCCGUUCAGUUCACGUAUGACCAGCGUCUGGAGUUUGGCCUUAGAGAGCACGACAGCAAAGAUGGCGUCCUGGGUGCCCUGAGGGCCAUCCCCUACAUGAGCGGCGGCACGGCCACCGGGAGCGCCAUCACCUUCGCCGCGCAAAACCUCUUCAGGCCGACGGCAGUCGGACGUAACUUCCUGAUUGUGGUGACUGACGGCCAAUCGUAUGACAGCGUAGACGGGCCCGCACUGGCGGCGCAGAAUCAAGGCAUCAGCAUGUUUUCAGUGGGCGUGGCCUGGGCGCCCAUGGACGACCUGCGCGCGAUGGCGUCGGAGCCCAAAGACGAGCACGUCUUUUUCAGCCAACACUUCGAUGGCCUGGAGGAGCUCGUCGACAAUGUCGUCCGUGUAAUUUGUCACGACUUUGACGUCAACAAUUGAAACAUAUAAUACGGACGCUAUAACGUCAUCGCCAAGUCACCACGCGUAGUUAAGUGAACUCUCCUGAUUGCCAUGUAGAACUUUUCUUAGGCGCUUAUUCAUAUUCUUAACUGCAACAAAGUGUACACGUAAGUGCUUCCAGUCAAAUGCUCUCUCGGGUUCCAAUGAUUUUCGCUUUGUAAAGCGACAUUUUCGAAACCAUCAUGAGCCCUCUCUGCAUUGAAAUUGGUCGUGCGCGCAUCUUGAGGCUACUAACAGCAGAAGUUGAGUCUAAUUUGUUUCGUGUAGUCUUUUAAAGGCAUUGAGUUUUGUAAUAUUUAUUCCAUCCAUCCAUUUUCUAUACUGCUUUUUCCCACGGGUGUCGCAGGCGUGCUGGAGGCUAUCCCAGGCAGUAGGCGGGGGACACCCUGAACCGGUUCCCAGCCAAUGGCAGGGCACAGAGAGACGAACAACCAUCCGCACUUGCACUCACACCUAGGGGCAAUUUGGACUGCUCAAUUGGCCUACCAAGUAUGUUUUGGGGAUGUGGGAAGAAACCGCAGUGCCCGGAGAAAACACAUGCGG